CGAAUCUCUUCUUGGUCGAUUAUUCUUGGCGUCAGCCUUUCUUGACCCGUCAGAUCCUCAAUUCUUUAUCAGCAUUUAUCAGCAGUAGCAGCAGCAACCCAAACGGUACAACUGCAGGAGAGAUGGAUUACUCUUUCUAUUCCACUCCCAAUGCGCAGCAGCCUUAUCCACUGUACGACCUUCACGGACUGCCCACCCCCGAUCAGAGCCGCCCGGUCGCUCGUGCUGAAGAUGCCCAGGGCACUUUUCCUCAUCUUGGAUCACAUAAUUACCAGUCCUUCGAUCCGAACUUACGCUUUUCGGAUGCUCAUGGCAUUGCUUCUUUUGUCGCUCCCCCGCACUCGCCGCCCGAAUCCCUGACCAAGCAAUCGGUGUCAAGCAACGAUGUCGCCAACCAACACUUUGAUCAAGCGUCCCUCGAGGCCGACGAUCUGCCCGUCGAAUUCAAUCCUGCUCGCAGUAGCAGCGAGGAAAAGGACAAUAUGACACCAGCACAGUCCAAGCGGAAGGCACAGAACCGAGCUGCUCAGCGAGCGUUUCGCGAACGCAAAGAACGCCAUGUGCGCGAGCUGGAGGACAAAGUCAACAAGAUGGAGCAGGAAUCGAACACCCUGAUGGCGGACAAUGAGCGGCUGAAGCGCGAGCUGGCCAAGUUCACCACGGAGAACGAGAUCCUCAAGGCGACGUCGGGCUCGUUCCGGCCGCCCAACCAACAUUCUAUGGACGCGGAACCGACGAUGACGGGGCCGCUCAAGUAUUCGCCGACCGAUUUCAACUCCACUUCUUCCGACGCCGCGGGCGAGCUUCCGCCGCGCCACAGAGUGACGACCUGCCCGGUCACCGGCGAGAGGCUCCUGGACGCCGGUGCCACUUGGGAGUUUAUACAGGAGCAUGACCUGUUCAAGCGAGGGUCGCUGAACAUUGCUGACGUCUACCAGCGGCUCAAGGGCGCCGCUCAGUGUGAUGGGACGGGCCCCGCUUUCCGGGAGAGCGAGGUGCGCAAGGCUAUCGAGGAAAGUUCGGCCGCCUGCAGUGACGAGUUGAUAUGAUAUCCCCUAAUGUUUUUAGCGUAGACUCCUUUCUUAUCUUUUGCUUUUGUUUAUACACAUGCUUUACAAGUCUGACUUCGGGUUGGAUUGCUAUGGUACAUUAGGCGCUUCGGCUGGCAUAUUACGGGACGUGCGAUUGGAUUCACUACUAAUGGUACUAGUCGACAGCCGUGAGACUUACUCGCGGCUCAUCGUCCGGAGGAAGUGGUCGAUCUCAUCUGUUCGACUCAUUUUGGAGUUGGAAGGCAGUUUUUGGAGUAAUGAGAUACGAUACCGUUGUCGUUUAAGUCACUGGGUAUGGGUGCGCUCUUCUCCUGCUAUAGGGAUCAUAUGCCCUUACAAAUCUAUCC
Aspergillus homomorphus CBS 101889 is the source of this 1399-nucleotide messenger RNA. RefSeq names its product putative bZIP transcription factor (Fcr3) (gene rsmA). Gene Ontology annotation, molecular function: DNA-binding transcription activator activity, RNA polymerase II-specific; transcription cis-regulatory region binding. The transcript has 3 exons. Bases 123 to 1049 code for a protein of 308 amino acids. The record is from RefSeq and is a predicted model, not a curated record. Gene Ontology annotation, cellular component: RNA polymerase II transcription regulator complex. Lineage: Eukaryota; Fungi; Ascomycota; Eurotiomycetes; Eurotiales; Aspergillaceae.